UCAUGUAGUCUUAUGCUUCAUGCCCUCAUAUCUUAUGAUGCUAUAAAUGCAUCACAUGUUCGAUUUGUGAAUUUCAUACUUGAAAUUUGUAUUUCCUCUUGAUAAAAGUUUUCUUCUGAUAAAAAUAAACUCGUUAAUACGAAGAAAAUAGAAAUUCGAGAAAAAUGGCAGAAUUUGUAGAAAAACGAUGUCAGGAUAUGAUACCUGAAUUGGAGCAAAUGGAAAGGAUCAAACUUUUUGACAAGAAUGAAAUUCGAAAUAUUGCUAAGAAACUCAAAGAAUAUGAACAUAAGAUUCAACGACACACAAGGUGUAAGGAGGAUUAUCUUCGUUACAUACAAUAUGAAAUGGAUCUUCUAAAAUUGAUUAAACAACGUAGAGAUAAAUACGGUAUUACCCAAAAAAAGUCAGACAUUGAUUUUGCUAUAACUAAUAAAAUGAAUAAUUUGUACAAAGAUACAAUAUCUAAAUUCCCAAGCGAUAUUAGAUUUUGGGUUGCUUAUAUGAAAUUUUGUAAGCAUGUGCAUUCUUACAGUAAUAUCAAUCAGAUAUUAAGUAGGAUGAUGCAAAUGCACAGAGAUAAACCAAAAUGCUGGCUCAUAGCAGCACGUUGGGAAUUGGAAGAAAACAAAAAUAAACAAAAUGCUCGGCAGUAUCUUCUUAGGGGCUUACAAAUUCAUUCUGAUUCUCAAUUGCUGUACAUUGAAGCUUUUAAACUGGAACUGGAAAAUCACUUAGCUAUAGCCUCUAAUAACAUUGAAAACACCGAGAAUCAAGAAGAUAAUUUGGCACUGACAAUGGAGAAUGAUAAUGAGAUACCAUCCUCACUGAAAAUUGCAUACUUUGUAUAUCAACAGGCUUUCGAGCGCAUGAAGAAUAUUAAAUUUAUAAUAGAGUUGCUUAACAUUGCAAAGGAAUACAAUGGCACAGAGAAAUUGCAAAAGAAAAUUAUUUGCGAUAUGAUUCGGGAAUAUGCCCAUGAACCUUUAAUGUGGGAUACAAUGGCACAUCGUGAACUACAAGGUCUAAUCCAGCCAGAUCUUAAUGACACACCAAUGGAAAUUGAAAAUUCCGAACAAACUUCCCUGAGAGAUCGCAUCACGUCUUGCAACAAGGUUUACCAAACUGCUGUAAAGAAAAUCAGAACCGAAGAGAUGUGGUCAUUAUACAUAGAAUGUUUAUUGGAAAUCAAUGAUGAUGUGCAAUCAUUGCGAAAUUUCAAGAGAAAACUCUUGAAAACUGCUCUGAUGCAAGCUCAUAAGGCGAAAAAGUUAAGGGAAAAAUAUUAUUUACAUUGGAUCAAGAUGUUGAGUGCCGAUAAGGAGCGUGACGAGAGCGCGCGGAAAAAGUUUUAUGAAGUGCUGCGCGGAGCGACUGAUACUAUACCAAGCAGCGUUGGUCUUUGGCACGCGCGAAUCAGUCAUUUGUUGCAAUCUGGCCAAGAGAAAGAAGUGGACUCUAUAUUUCCCAAGAUGACGGAAAUUUUAAACGAGAAAGCAUUACCUUUGUGGAGAAUGCGGAUUUUACACAGUCAAAUAAGAAGCUCAAAAGAGGCUGAAGAGAGUUUUCGAGCGGCUUUGAAGGUGCAUCCGUUAAUCGCCAGAGACAUCAGGCCCAUAUGGCUCGAGUGGCUUGUCCUAACGAAAGGCAUCCGUGCAGCUCGCGAGGAAUACGAAAAGCUUCUCCUGCAACCUCCCAAUUCAUUGGAAUUCCAUAAGAAAAUGGCGACACUGGAAUACAUACAGCCGAAAGUUUCGCUAAAGCACGCACGGCGUCCUUACGAAGUGACGACGCAACAUUUCGGAACGAACAAUACGUCUGUCUGGAUGGAUUAUAUUAACUUCGAGAUGAAGCACGGGGAUCCGAAAAAAGUCGGGGACAUAUACGAGAGAGCAGUUAAGAUGUUGGAUCGCAAUUUAACGUAUUCCUUUAUUGCAGAUUAUAGUUUGAUUAUUGCUAAACCCGAUUCCAUAAAAUGAUAAGAUGUUAGCGUGUACUAUAGAUAUAUCACAUACAUAUAUACCAUGUACUUGUAAUAUGUAGCAUAUUACCAAAAUUAUAUCUGCACUGGCUUGCAUUAUUUCUAAUUAACGAUUUGAUAUCAAGUUCGUGUCAUAAUAUCAUUUAGGCCUAGGCAAAUGUUUAAUAUACCGGUCUCACAUCAUAUCUUAAUGAAAGUAUAUUUAUUUGAUAUACAUUUUAUACACUACUUUUAUCCUUCUGGUUCCUUUGUCCCUAUUGGAACAGAAUAUAUAAACGAAACAUAAUAAUAUAAUUUAUUGGGAUUUAUUUUGUAGAUUACGAAAAGAUGUUUUUUUCUACAAAUAAUAAAGAUAUGUUGCCAGAAAUGUAAUAAUUAGUUAAUCUUAAGAAUGAUCUUACAUUUGUUCUAUGAUGAAUAUUGAUUGGCAGUAAAAAAAAAUAUGUAGAAUUUUGGUAGGGACUCUGGAUAUUCUCCAAAAUGGUAAACCAUAUAUUUUUUUAUGUGCUCAUAUUUUUAUUUAUCAAUUGUUUAAAAAAUCUUUUAUUGCUAAAUAAUUUAAUUCCUGAAAAUAAAAUUGUACUUUUAUUGAUGAAUAUUACUUACCAACAACAUUAUGAUUAAUAUUAUUACAAAGAACGAGAUGAAUGUCGUUAAAUAAAAAGAGAUUGUGUUAUGAAUAAU
Formica exsecta is the source of this 2665-nucleotide messenger RNA. RefSeq names its product U3 small nucleolar RNA-associated protein 6 homolog. Gene Ontology annotation, biological process: maturation of SSU-rRNA from tricistronic rRNA transcript (SSU-rRNA, 5.8S rRNA, LSU-rRNA). Gene Ontology annotation, cellular component: small-subunit processome; Pwp2p-containing subcomplex of 90S preribosome. Gene Ontology annotation, molecular function: snoRNA binding; protein binding. The transcript has 9 exons. The record is from RefSeq and is a predicted model, not a curated record. Bases 165 to 1979 code for a protein of 604 amino acids. Lineage: Eukaryota; Metazoa; Arthropoda; Insecta; Hymenoptera; Formicidae.